GGCGAUGGAGCGGCUGGAGCGCGCCGGGCGCUGGCUGCGGGCCGCGCUGGCCACCGGGCGAGUGCGGCACCGCCUGCACUGGCUGCUGCUCGCCAUCGUCCUCGUCGGCUCCGCCCUCAAGGACGGCGACCUGGUGCCCGAGACGCCCCUGGGGAACAAGCGCAACCCGCUCAACGUAUACUUUGUGAAGGUGGCUUGGGCAUGGACGUUCUGGCUUCUGCUGCCCUUCAUCACCCUCACUGCCUACCAGUUUGCCAAGAGCAAGCUCCUGUACAGCCCUGCGAGGCGCGUUGUGUCGGUGCUGCGGCGGCUGGGCACGCUGCUGGUGGGCACCGCCAUCUGGUACUGCUGCACCAGCCUCUUCCUCUACAUCGAGAACCUCACUGGGACAUGUUCUGCCGCGGGGAAAGUGGGCGAGCCCCGGCGCCUGUACGCCACCAAGCAGGAGUGUCGGCGGGACAGCGGGAGCUGGAAUGGGUUUGAUAUCUCGGGGCAUUGUUUUCUGCUCUCGUACUGCGCCAUGAUGAUUGUGGAGGAGGUGGCUGUGCUGGAAGGCUUGUCCAUAGACCAGAACUCAAAGCUGCGUGUCGUGAUCAACGGCCUGUUUGUUUCCUUGUGUUUUCUCGCCGGGAUCUGGGUGUUCAUGUUUCUCUGUACUGCCCUGUAUUUCCAUGACUUCAGUCAAAAGCUUAUCGGUGUGGUGAUAGGUCUGUCAGCUUGGUAUGGAACAUACAGAGUUUGGUACUUGAAACCAAUUUCUCCUGGACUACCUCUUCCAAAUGUGCCUUUGAGUUCAAAGAAGUACAGUUAUAGCAGAUAAGUUUUUAAAACGUUUGGAUUUUGCCUUCGGUACUGGAGUAGUUGACUGUAGGAAUGGUGACUUGUACACUGUAAGGAUCAGAAGUAGGAUCUGGUCCUCUUACUAAUAAAUGGAGGAGCAGAUCCAAGGCUGACAGGGGCCUUUGCUCGUUAAGAGCUUGACUGAUCUCAAAUGAAUUCUCUCUCUUUAUUUUUUGAUUUAUUUAUGUUAAAAUACCAUGGAUGAUCCAAUACUGUUUAUUUUUUUAGUGUUCCUGUUUGUGUUGCCUUAUGGGAAAGCUCUAUAAUGGCAGUGCUGCCAAGUGUUGCAAAAGUACCCAUACUCAUCACAACAGGAUAGAGCUCUGCUCUGAAGGUAGAACCUCUCAUGUCAGCAAGUGUUGCAUACACUAACUUGCCACAACUGUCUGCACCUUCUGCAACAGAGAGAGUAAGUCUGAGAUGUAAUGUCUGAAGCAGACCGUGACUUUAAAUUGAUGCCUGCUUUUGAAAAGGAAGCUCUUGAAAAAGAAGCCUUAACCUUCUCCUUAGGUGAAGUACUUCUAAUAAUACUUCGUGAUUUUAUUCUUGGCAGGAAAAAACACACCUACUUCCGGUUUUGUUAAAGAGUCUCAAUAUGAUAAUUGGAGGUUUUUGUUUUUUUAAUCUGAUGAGGUGCCAACUUUGCAAAAACAAGUACUUUAUGGUAUGUUUCUUCUAGAGGAAGAAUGAAAUUCUCAUGUUAUGAACAAGUUAGCAUAACCUGCUGUUGCCCCAGGAGUCUACUUAGUAAGGAGUGAAAUGUGUUUUUUAAUCUGAAGAGCUGCAAAGCAGUGUGCUUGAAGCAAUAUUUAUCCUUACUUAUCCAGCCAUAUCAAUAAGCUACUUAAUUUUGGUUGCACAUGAAGCUGUGGCUACUUCUGAUGUGGCUGGAAACUCACUACUGAAUAAAACACUACUAUUUUGAGUGAGCAGAUACGAGGUGGGAUGGGUUUACUCGUUAGCCAGUCAGGCAUUUAGCGUAGAUGGUAUCUUGAAAAGCUUUUUAUUGUUUUAUAAAGGUUUAUUCAUGAUGCACUUGCACAAAGUUUAUUUGAUAGUUGUAGGAAUGAGUCUGACAGCCUGAAAGGUCUGUGGGCAAAGCUGUUCUGAGAGCAGACUCCAUCUGUCCGUCACGUUUGACUCCUCCAAGGUGAUUGUUUAGCUGAAUAUAGGGUAUGAUGCGCUGCAGUCUAAUCUUGGCACGUUUCUUUUUGCCAUGUUCACAGCUCUCUUCCAGUAAGAGAGCAGUAGCAUUUGCAAUAGAUACAGCAGUAUUAAUUCCAUGCUUGUGUUCUGCCUCUGAGGAGAGCUGAAUUUGCCUGAAUUUCCACUGGAUUCAAUGGCCAGUGGGAGCUGCUGUCCAUCCGUAGAAAGUACAGAUCACUUCUUAGAGAGAAGCUCUUUCAGGAGGUUAUGUAUCUUCUGUUGAGCUCCUCCUUUUUGCUUCUGCAUUAAACUGCCUUUUAAGCUGACUCUGGAAAAUCUGCACUGAUUAACUCAUACUGGAUUUAACUGAAUGUGUUUCAAGAAUGCAAAUUCAUUUGCAGACUCUUUCUGAUGGAGUGUAAGCCUGCUCCCAAUAGAAUGAAGCUAGACCACAAGCCACUUUCACCAUGAAAAAGGAUUAUAUACCCAGAAGGUUUUCUGAUUAAUAUAAUUGAAGUUUCUAUUUUAGGUUAUCUUUAUGGAACUUUGCUGUAUAGAUAAAGCCUUGGAACAGGAAAUGCUCUUUAUUUAAACUGAGUUGCUGAUUUGUGCCAUCACUAUAUGGAUUUUUCUAUCCACUUCUAACCAGUGUCAUAUGGACUUGUUUUUAAGAACAUUAUGUGGGAUAUGGUUCUCAAAAGUUUUAUUUAAACAUUGAAAGAAAAACACUUAAAAACUUUA
Molecule: messenger RNA, 2727 nt
Organism: Colius striatus (speckled mousebird)
Lineage: Eukaryota; Metazoa; Chordata; Aves; Coliiformes; Coliidae
Gene: FITM2
Product: fat storage inducing transmembrane protein 2
Exons: 2
Coding region: 5-820 (271 amino acids)
Biological process (GO): lipid storage; phospholipid biosynthetic process; lipid droplet organization
Cellular component (GO): endoplasmic reticulum membrane
Source: RefSeq, a predicted model, not a curated record